This is a messenger RNA of Chaetomium strumarium, 3439 nucleotides long. RefSeq names its product heterokaryon incompatibility protein-domain-containing protein. The coding region runs from base 196 to 2949 and encodes 917 amino acids. The record is from RefSeq and is a predicted model, not a curated record. The transcript has 2 exons. Lineage: Eukaryota; Fungi; Ascomycota; Sordariomycetes; Sordariales; Chaetomiaceae.
CGGACGCUCAUAUAAGCACUAAUAAUAAGCAGCGCCUUUCCCCAAGGGGUUCCCUUACGGGAGCCGGUUUCCGUUCGGGGCUUUCCGCAACACCUCCUGAUUGUAUUGUAUUAUAACUCUUCUAAUUCUUGCGAACUGCAGCGUACACAGUCCCAGUAGCCAUUCUGAGCCUAGUCCCUGUCCAACAUCCCCAGGAUGGACUUCAAGUACGUUCCGGACCGAUCGGGGCUGGAGGACGACUUGGCAGCGAAGUUCAGCGCAAGCCUGGCGCCCUUCCUGAACGACGUUGUGAAGACUCUGGGCAUAGCUGGCCCCGAUGACCCCGAAGGCGCCAUGUUUGCGAUCCCGCCGUCCAGCAUAAGCAACGAUCUGGUGGCCACCGAAAGACCCCUGUGCGCCAAGUGCUCGAACCUCAACGAUGAGGCCCUCCACAGUGAAGAGGGGUUCAUACACUCCCAGAGCCUGGAGGAUCUCUGCGGAUCUGCCCAGACUUGCGCUCUCUGCCAUCUCAUGCGCCUGAAGCUGUGGGAGGAAAUGGUCUGGUCACGCGAGUCCUGCGACGACUCCCCACACAACGCGUGCUUUACAGAUGCGCAGCUGAGCGAAGGGCUGCGGAAGUUGGCGGCCGAGCGUGGAGUCUUAUGGCCAGAGGAAGCUCCUAUAUUUCUCAAGUCGGAGGGAUCCGACUCCAGCGGCUAUGAACACAUCAUGCUCUUUACCCUUGUCGCAUUCCUCGAGCCGCGCGGCGACAGCUCGCACACCUACAAGCUUUGGUACCGAGGCUUCACCCUCGGCAAGUUGCUCCGGCAUGACGACAGGGCAGAAUCCGCCCGGCCGUUGCUGCCCCGAGGCGACGAACCUUCCACGCUGCAGCGCAUGCGGGAGUGGCUCGAGGCUUGCGAUGCAGACCUGGUUUCAUGGUCAAAGAGGCUCACUGACACGAAACUUCCGACGAGAGUGUUGGAUCUCCAGUCUCUCGGGAAUGAUCAAGACUCCGAUCUUCGGCUCUUCGAGACGAAGGGCAUCUCUGGAAGAUACGCCACGCUGAGCUACUGUUGGGGUGGUUACCAGGGCUGCAGGACGCUGAAAGCAAACCUGGAGGAGCGAUGCGCUCGAAUCCGGUACAGUGAGCUUCCGGCGCUGUUCCAGCAAGCUAUCACCGUCACACGCGGGCUGCGUAUUCGAUACCUGUGGAUCGACGCGCUAUGUAUUGUUCAGGAUGAUGCCGAGGACUGGAAGUAUGAGGCCGCUCGAAUGGCCGACGUGUACUGGAACGGGGCUUGCAGAUUGGCAGUUACCCAUUGUCAGAACCCGACGGAGAGCUUCUUCCCCCCGAGAGAGGUCGUGGCUUCCGUUCGCGUUCCCAGUCUUGAAGAAAAGGAGGAUCACGCCGAGGCCAGGCGGCACUCGGGCCCUGCUUCGUCGGACUGGGAGACGGAGGAAGAAGAAGAUUAUGGUGAUGGCGGGCCUAGCUCCAGUUCCGAUGCAAACAACCACGGACAACAGCCAAUAAUCGAGCAAGAGAACCCCAAGUCGACGCUCGACUCUUUCCAGGACCGGUUCAGCCACGCUCUAGUAGAAGUGGGCGCAAAAUAUGACAGCAAAAGAGAAGCAGCGCCGGAGACUCACCACAAAGUUUUCUUCUCGCUCCCGAGGAACUACGAGCGCGACGUCGACCUUGGCCAUCUCAACAGCCGGGGCUGGGUGCUCCAAGAACGCCUCCUAGCACCGCGCACAAUCCACUUCACCGCCGAUCACAUGUAUUUCGAAGACCAGGAUGACAUCUGCGGCGAGGACUGGGUGCGCCGGCAGUUCACGUGGCGGAGCUGCAUCAAAAAGAGAUCCAAGUCUUCCAGGAGCAUCCUGUUCCCCGAAGACAGCAUCCGUGACUUCGAAGGCGGCUAUGCGAACUAUGCCACCUCCGGACGAGCGGCGGAGCUCCUGAUGCAGCGGGCUCUCUUCGCUCAACGAAACUACAGGCAUCUGUCGGACUCCUCGGAUACGUGGCUCACGAUCGCCGAGUCCUUCAACCGGUGCAACUUCACAUAUCAGACGGAUAGGCUCGUGGCCAUCGCCGGUCUGGUGAAGCGGAAGCAAUCCACGCCCGGGUCGCAGUAUGCUGGCAGUAGGAAUUUCUUUGGGCUAUGGGAGAAAACGCUCCACGUCGAUCUCGCCUGGGUGGCAGCUACUACUAGGACUAGUCCUCAAAGGCUCACCCGCCUCAACAAUCUAAACCUGCCAAGCUGGACGUGGAUAGCAUACGACGGCCCCAUCACCUUCACCAAGGACCGCAGGGAUCGACGGAACCCCGGAACAGUUCCGAUCGCGCCCACUUCGGAAAUCCGCCUGGUCCACACGGACGCGCCCGACCUACCCGACAUCAUCGACCCGCUCCCGCUGAAGGCCGGAGGAGUCUGUUUCAGAGUAGCCACGAGGCUUCGCAAGCUGCCGUCGACCACGACGGCAGCCCCCCAGUCUAUCAACCUCCCAGCCGCCUCCUCCUCCUCCUCCUCCUGGACCUCACGCGAGCAAGUCGCGGCUGCGCUGCCCUACAUCCGACUCGAUCCCCACACCAGCACCAUGCCUAUGCUGCUGGGAUAUGGUAGUAGUAGUGGAGCACAGCCUGUGUUGGACCAGAACGGAAGUGUGGUGGGGAUUAUCGUGUUUGACGAAGGCGGCGGGUGUCCACGAGCGACAGACGAUCUCUACUGCGCUCAUAUCUCUACUUUGAAGGAUGAACGCAGGGAUCAAGCGCUGUGGGAGGUGCAGGCGGAUGACGGAGAGCAACGCCUCGGUGGUAGCAGUAUUUCCCAGCCUCCUAUUCUUGCGUAUGCGCUGGUCUUGCGCAGCGUUGGCGGGGGCCGGGAUGUAUUCGCCCGCGUUGGGCUAGCGGAGGUUGGGUAUGAUUGGAUUAUGGCGGGGGACGAACAGGAAGUGAGUCUCCUUUGAAGGACUACUAGUACUAGGUAAUUAGUAGGUAUCGAACAAGUUCUCCUAGUCGUACUACUACCCGAUAGUCAGUUAUCUCAUUUCAUCUCAGACCUAUUACCUUCCAAAUCCUCAUUUGCACCCUAAUAGGUUACCCGCUAAUAGGAGAGGGCGAGCCAGUCUGAUGCGUGGGAUCUACGAUGGACGGGUCGGGAUAAAGGCGUGCAGAGCUUUUUGUGUUGAUCUGAACAUCUUUGUGGGGGGGUAAGCUUCAUCUCGGCAAUAAAAUGGUCACUCUAUGACGUCUGAAAUUACUGAAACUCGACCAUCUUCUACGACGAUUUCUGCUGUCAGGGAUAGCCAAACCGCGUAAAACACAGUCAAUGGAGGUGUGAGUGUGAGCUUGGUCAUGUCGCCUGGAGCUGACCUACAAUGCAUUUUCAUCCGACUACGUACGUAAUUACAUAGCAGCCAGUUGCGGCUCGGAGCAGGAAUGCUGCGGGAAUCCGUC